GGUGGAUUUUUCUGGAAGAGUCCCGUGCGAUGUUGGAACACUCGUCGGAGCUAGCCCUGGUGCAGAGCAUAUACGUCAACGGCAUGCGCUGUCCCCCCUCUGCCUCCGCCGCCGGUGUCCCCGUCAGGAAUGAGGACCUAGGAUCUCUGAGCAACGGCAGCAACAGCAGCAAGAUGAAUGGUUCUAUGGAGAACCUGGAUACCCCUGACCAUGACUCCAUCAAGAUGUUCGUUGGCCAGAUCCCCCGCUCCUGGACGGAAACCGAGCUCAAGGAGCUGUUCGAGCCCUACGGGGCCGUGCACCAGAUCAACAUCCUCCGAGACCGCACUGCCACACCCCCCCAAAGCAAAGGAUGCUGUUUUGUAACGUUUUAUACCAGAAAAGCCGCCCUGGAGGCCCAGAAUGCAUUGCACAACAUAAAGACCUUAACAGGGAUGCAUCAUCCCAUCCAGAUGAAACCCGCUGACAGUGAGAAAACAAACGCGGUGGAAGACCGAAAGCUCUUCAUUGGAAUGGUAACAAAGAAAUACGGCGAGAACGAGGUCCGAAUGAUGUUCUCUGCUUUUGGACAGAUAGAGGAAUGCCGAAUUCUCAGAGGACCUGACGGUCUGAGCAGAGGCUGUGCGUUUAUCACAUUUUCUACCAGGGCUCAGGCCGCGAAUGCAAUCAAAACCAUGCAUCACUCUCAGACUAUGGAGGGCUGCUCCUCUCCCAUGGUGUGUAAGUUUGCGGACACUCAGAGGGACAAAGAGCAGCGGCGCCUGCAGCAGCAGAUGGCCCAACAGAUGCAGCAGCUCAACAGCGCCUCCACCUGGGGAAACCUGGCAGGGCUGGGAGGCCUCACCCCACAGUACUUGGCAUUGCUCCAACAGGCGACAUCUACUGGUAACCAGAGUAAUUUUGGUGGCAUGCAGAGGCUAGGAGGUGUGAACCAGCUGCAGCUGCAGAACCUGGCCACGUUAGCUGCUGCUGCCUCUGCAGCCCAGAACUCAGGCGGCGGCUCCAACGCCCUGUCAGCCAACGGAGCUCUAGGUAAUCUCUAUAACUCAGCAGCAGGCCAGACGGCAGGCUCCAGCGCUGGUGCAGCCAUGAACACCCUGGCCUCUCUGGGCCUGACCCAGGGCCUCGGCGGGGGCCUGACGGGGACCUCCAUGGGUCUCAACAACCUCAACGCCCUCACUGGGGGUGUCAGCGGUGAGUACUCCAACCGAAUGGCGGCUAUGAACGGAGGGCUGGGGGCCUCGAUGGCGAAUGGCUCGGGGGCGAGUUCCAUGGACGCACUGACUCAGGCCUACUCAGGGAUGCAGCAGUACACGGCCUCCGCCCUGCCUUCCCUCUACAGCCAGUCCCUACUGCAGGGAGCAGCCGGCGGGAGCCAGAAGGAGGCUGGGAGCCAGAGGGAGGGUCCUGAGGGAGCCAACCUGUUCAUUUACCACCUGCCCCAGGAGUUUGGAGACCAGGAUGUCCUGCAGAUGUUCAUGCCUUUUGGAAGUGUCGUCUCUGCCAAAGUCUUCAUCGACAAACAGACCAAUCUGAGCAAGUGCUUCGGGUUUGUCAGCUACGACAAUCCGGUGUCGGCACAGGCCGCCAUCCAGGCCAUGAACGGCUUCCAGAUCGGCAUGAAGAGGCUCAAGGUGCAGCUGAAGCGCUCUAAGAACGACAGCAAACCCUACUGAUCUUACCCAGGGCAGGGGCCAUUUUCCCCAGGCUCAAUGUUAGCAUUACACGGGUAAGUCUAAGUCUACCCAACCCACGACUAAAGCCAAGGCCAUCUGAUCACCACAGCAGAGACUUAAUUAAAAGGGUGGCAGGUAGCCUAGAGGUUAGAGCGUUGGGCCAGUAACCGAAAGGUCGCUGGUUCGAAUACCCAAGCCGACAAUGUCACAAAUCUGCCGAUGUGCCCUUGAGCAAGGCGCUUAACCCUAAUUGGCCCCAGGGGCGCCGUACUACUAUCGUGGGUGUCAUUCAGACUCACUCCACUGGGGUCUUGUUAUCUUAAACCGGUUAUGUUCUUUACAUGUCUAUUAUUACUGCAUCCAUUCCUUUUACAGUUUCAUCAUGUAAUUUUUAAGAGUGGUAUAAAGUGUGUUAAUUUAUAUGAUUAUUUAUAGCUAUCACUAGAGCCAGUGUUCAAAAGGGUAUUUUGUGUUGUGAUAUAUAAGAGGGAACACCAGGUUUGAUUAUUUCUGUACCAUUUCAUUAUAUCAACUUACUAGGUUUAAAAUAGACGGGUUGACUAAGGAUCAGACACACGCCUCAUCCUGUCAGACUAUCAGAGCUCUUGGGCUUCAGUCUGUUGCAUCUUAAUAUGUGAAGCUCUUUCACUUUUUCUCUCUGCUUCCAUCUCUCAUUAUUUUUCUUUCUUAAAACCAAGCAAUGUCAAGCUGCUGGGGCUACCUCUGCUCACUUCUUUUCAUAAUUAACUUCUUCCAAUCAUUCCAUCCAUCCAUGUCUCUCCUGAAGGGACUGACUGGUUAGAGAUGGAUCACUUUGAGUGCCAAGUGUAUGUGCAUGUCUGACUGUCUAACAUACGUCUAGUGAUGUCAUUUUCUAAUCUGAUGAUGUCAUUUCCUGUAUCAAACUGUAUUGUUUUGUGUGUGUGUGUGUGUGGGGAAACAUCCCCAAUUGUCAUUAUGUUAUAUGUGGUGGUUGGCAUUGUUUGUCGUUGUUGUUGGUGCCUCAUGUUUGAAAGGUUAUUGUGCUGUGGCUAACUUCUUUCUCCCUCUCUGUCUCUCUCUCUCUCUCUCGCUCUCUCUACCUCUCUCCUUUCGUGUUUUUUCUUCCCUUUUUUAGAAAAAAUCUCCAUGCCUGUUUGCUCAUCGUUAGCCUAGCAUGUCCUCAUGGUGUUGAAAGCCAACCCAAAACUCCUCCUCUUCCUCCCGGCUACUCCUCAUCAUCCUCCCACCAUUGUUGUCUCUGAUGUCUCGCUAAAGCUCGCCUGACCAAUAGGCUACCUGACCACACACCCCCCCCCCACUGACCUUUGACAUAUGAAAUUUGACCAUAGCUCAACCUGAUUGGUUGUAUCCAAAAUGGCACCCUGUAUAGUGCACUACUUUUGACCAAAGCCUUUUUGAUCAGUGCUAGGUGCUGCACUAUAUAGGGAAUAUGCUGCCAUUUUGGAUAAGUCCAAUUUCUUUUGCAUGUAACUUCAUUUUUCUCUAGUUUUUCUGUAUAAAUGUAAUGGGAGGGAAGGGAGGGAGGACAAGCAAAAUCAAUGUGAAAUCUUACCUGCGCUUAUUUCAUUUAAGAGACUAUUUAGCAAAUGCAGAAAAAAACAUUGUUUUAAAAGCCUGUGGGAUAGUUUAUUCUUUCUUUUUUAAAUUUUGUAAUUUGCUUGUUUUUAUGUUGUUUCUUUUAACCUCUUCUCUCGGUCUAAAGUUCACUUGAAAGUUUUAAUACAGGGACUAGCACGGCACAGUGCUACUUUGUGCCAUUUAGCAAUAUGCUGGCUUCUGAAACAACAUACUAUAAGGUUGUGUCUGAAAUGACACCCUAUUCCCUAUUUAGUGCACAGAUUUGUAUUUGCCGCCAGGGCUCUAGUCAAAAGUGUAGUGCACUAUGUAGGGAAUAGGGUGCCAUUUCGGCUGCACACUAAGACCACUCGACUAGCAAAACAAUUUUCAAAACAAGUCUGAUUAUCAACCAGAAUUCCCCUCAGUGCGUUGUUAUGGCUUUUCACAUUUAAUAUUCAAGAAGGCAUUGUAAAGAUUUUCAAUUUUCUCGCUAAGGCUGUUGGUGACUUGGUUUUCAUUAAUGAAAAUAUAACAGUUUAUUUAGCUUUAUUCUUUAUUCCAAAAAAUAUUUACGGCACAAUUAAAAGGUAGAUUUGCUAUGACUACCUACAUGAACUUUUUAGAACCGAUUCACAAAUAGACAAUCUGUGGUUUAAAUGCACACUUAGAUUACCUAUAUUUUAUACCAUUGAAUCUAUAGAUGUUUAGGUUAACUUUGGGGUUAUUUUGUAGAUUAUGUUGUAAUGUCAUCUGCUAGGGUCUAAGUGUUUCAAGUUUUUAAAGAGGAUUAAAAAAACAACUGUUUGCUCGAUCAACACAACCAUUCGAAAAAAUAAAUGUCAUUACGAGUGGUGAUGUAAUUCCUACUUAUUUACAUGUACAGUGCCUUCAGAAAGUUCUCAUACCCCUUGACUUAUUCCACAGUCUGAAUUCACAAUGGAUGACUAGAUUUUUUUCCUCACUCAUCUACACACAAUGUCCCAUAAGAUGACUGUGAAAAACAUGGUUUCAGAAAUGUUGGCACAAAUUAAAUACAAAAAUAUAUAAUUUAAGUAAGUAUUCACACCCGAUUCAAUACUUUGUAGAAGCACCUUUGGCCUUGUGUGUGAGGUUGAAAGGUGAAUUCAUCGGCCAGUGUCUGGUGGAAAGCAGACUGAACCAGGUUAUCCUCUAGGAUUUAGCCUGUGUUUAGCACCAUUCUGUCUGUUUUUUUUAUCCUGAAAAACUCCUCAGUCCUUAACGAUUUGCUUUGCCAAUUUUUUUCAGUAUUCAUUUAGUGCCUUGUUGCAAACAUUAUGCAUGUUUUGGAAUAUUAUUUUUCUGUACAGGCUUCCUUUUCACUCUUUCAAUUAGUAGGUUAGUAUUGUUGCGUAACUACAGUUUUCUCCUAUCACAACCAUUAAAAUGUAACUGUUUUAAAGUCACCAUUGGCCUCAUGGGGAAAUCCCUGAGCGGUUUCCUUCCUCUCCGGCAACUGAGUUGUGGUGUCUGGGUGUAUUGAUAUACCAUACAAUGUGUAAUUAAUAACUUCACCAUGCUCAAAGGGAUAUUCAAUGUCUAUUGUUUUUGCCCCAUCUACCAAUAGGUGCCCUUCUUUGCAAGGCAUUGGAAAAUCUCCCUGGUCUUUGUGCUGAAUCUGUGUUUGUACUUCACUGCUCAAUUGAGGGACCUUACAGAUAAUUGUAUGUGUGGGGUACAGAGAGAGUCAUUCAAAAUUCAUGUUAAACACUUUGCACACUGAGUGAGUCCAUGCAACUUAUUUUAUGAACGUAUUUAUGCUUGCCAUAACAAAAGGGUUGAAUACUCAGAUUUAUAUAUUUUUUUAUUAAUUUGUCAAUUUCUAAUAAUGUCCGCGUCCACUUUGACAUUAUGGGGUAUUGUGGGUAGGCAAUGGACCAAGAUAAUCUAUAUUUAAUCCAUUUUGAAAUUCAAGCUGUAACAAAACAACAUUUGGGAAAAGUCAAGGGGUGUGAAUACUUUCUGAAGUCACUGUAUUGUCAGAAUUCCUUUAUGGAUUAUUAGCUUUUUUUGGAUACAUCAGAUAAUAGAUUGUCAUUGUGUCAUCUUGGGGAGUAUAUAGACUGAAUUUGUUUUUUCCUACUUUAAAAAAAGAGAACGAUUAAAACUUAGUAUUAAAUUCUUACUUAAGGUACUUCUUCUUCUUGAUGAGAAUUUAUUUGAUAAAUGGAUGUUUGAGUUUUUGUUUAGUGUAGAUGCCUUGUAUUGAAAGAUAAUGUCUCUUAACACAGAAGACAGAUGAUGCUUUUUUGUUUUUAAAGUGCCCAUGUGUCAAACUCACACACACACAGUAUUUUAACCUCUUACAAUAUGUGACGGUGCCCAUUUUCUCACACACACACACACUUUGUUUUGUGACAGUAAAAACACUCGGAGCCCCUGAAUGUGAGCGAGAAUUUUUAUUUGGUCACACACACACACACUGAAUUUCUUUGUUGGUGAUAAGAUAUUAGUUUAUCACACAUUAAAAAAACUUUUCUAUUCAAAACUUACGCACAGUAUCUAUGUGUUAACACUGCUCAACUCACCCCCACCAAAACAGUGUUGGUUUACAAAAGCAUUCCAUGUUUCAGCAUAAAAGUUUACUACUCCAAACAGAAGUGUGUCUUUUAUAGGGGUGAUAAUGGACUAGCCUACUUUCUGUCAGUUGAACUGCGAAGCUGAUGGGUCAGCUCAAAUCAUUUACAUCCAGCCCCCCAAAGAAAGGUUCCCCAAAAAGAAAAAAAGUGUACCGGGGUUGUAUUCACUAGGCACAAAACAGAAUCAAGCAUGGGAGACUAUCUGAACUUGCCCAAUAAAAUCUGCUUGUUUUCAUUUUCCGGUUUGCUACGGUGUGCCCUAUUGACCACGACCCAAAUGGUUCUAAACAAGGGUUGUCAACUCAGGGUCCUUUGUGUUUGAGAUUCAGCUCUGUGUGGAAGAUGCAAGCACUGCGUAAGGUGUCUUUCGCAACAGAUUUGGGAUUAACAAGACACAAAAUGCACAAUUGUUGCCAUUUUAAACACUUUCAUUUAUUUUUUUAUAUCACCACAGAUGGCACCAGUUUUAGCUUGGGAGUUCUAGCAGCACUUGUUGAGAGGAGUUUGGAGUUUUGUUUGUUGAAUGGGAGUGGUUUAUGUCAGUUAUUAGCAGAAAUAUUAGGGGAAAUGUUCACUUUUUUGCUAAUCUUUUUGUCUUUGAAGCAUGGGUUGGUGGCACUUCCCAGAACUACCAAGGUACUACUAAUAAAAAAAUAUUUUGCGUUCAAUAUGAUGGAGCAUGUGCUUUUUGCAGUGUGUUUUUAUAUCCAAAUGCAAUACAAUAAUCAAAGUGCCAUAUUAUAUGUCUAGAAACUGCCUACACAGAUACUAUUAGGCCUUGGUUGUUAUUAUUAGAGAUUGCUGAAGUUAGGUAACGCUCUUUUAUUUUUUAUUUUGGCAUGCUUGUUAUUAUAUUGAUACCAGUGUGUCAUUAAGGCUAAAUCACCCUCUGUUUUUUUCCCCCACUUUGUGUCGAGUUAUUGGUUCUAAUGUGAUGUGUGAAUUUGAACACAUUGGCAAGUAAUUUUUAAAAAUGAUUAUACAAGAAACAACCCUUAACUUUUGAAGACAAAUCCCCUUGUUGGUGAGUGACAGAGUUGAGUACUUUACGGUACGGUUACAGACGAUGUAUAUUAUGAAUGCUUGUUAUUUGGCAAAAUGGUAGUGGUUGUAUAUUGAUUUAUUGAUUAUAAUAGAAAUAUCAUUUUUUGCAUCAACCAAAACCUGGGAAGUGUGCCAUAUUAUAAACAUUGAUUUGUCUUUAUGACAGUUUUCUAAAAAAUAAUUUAGUAUGUAGGCUACAACAAACUGAUAACCAAUGUUAGUUAAUAUUGAAUUGAUUAUAACAGGUAGUUAGUUCUAAAACUAUUGUUAAAAGAAGUGUUACUGAAAAUGUUGAAAUAUAAGCACAAUAUAAAAUCACACAUGGGUCAGGGUAUAGGAACUUGAGACUCACUUCGGGGGCUUCCGUCACAACCACCAUUUUUGGAGUGCGUUCCAAAUUGCACCCUACUCCCUGCAUAGUGCACUAAUUUUGACCAGGGCAGAUAGGGAAUAGGGUGCCAUAUUGGAUGUAGUCUCAGUAUUUCUGUCACUGCUCACUGCUCUCUCAUACUCUGAAGUGCUAUUUGACAAAGGUAUGUGGUAGCUUUGCGUCUCUUAGAUAUUGUCUUGGUCAACAAUCUAUCUGUCCUCGUCAUGUACCAUUUUUAUUGUCUGAUUAAUAAUUGAUAUGAAUUCUUUGUUCAUGUUCUUCUCCACAUAAAUGAUUUGAUAGAUGUUUGUGUUGUCUUGAGAAAAACCAAAGUCGCGGUGCAUCUUGAUGUUAUCUGAUCUGUAAAGCAUUAUUACAGUAGUGAUUUUCUGUUUUAAUUAACAAACUUUUUUAAAACUUGGGUGGGAUUUGAAAAUAACAAAAUUACAAAAACAGGCUCUUUCCAAUUUCUACAAUACUGGUUGUUCAUAUGUAUUUUGUACCAGUGAAGCUUUUUUAUAUUGGAAAUAAUUAAAGAAAAAAAAUCUAUAUUGGAAAAAAAUGUCUGGCCUCUCUAUAAGGCCUCGCCUUGAAUGUGGGUCCUGAGUUAGGCUUCUUGGUGGUCGUCAAUGAGAACAGUUUUGGUAGUAUGUUUUAUUUCUUAAAAUAACCUUAAUUUUGAUUUCAUCAACUUGCUCUCUACGUGUUCCUCACUUUGUUAUUCACUUUUUUUGGGGGGGGGGGGGGGGGGGGGGUAGUAUUGUGUUAGUAGUAUUGUGCUCUGUCCACAUGGUUAUUAUAAAUUACCAUCCGGAUUGAUUAUAGGCAACUUGUGUGGAUGGAUAAAUAAAUGUAUUAGUUUAAUAGAAAGUUAAUUAUUUGUUGUUUUAGUUCUGGGCUUUUUGCUUUUUACCUGUGUCGUUAGAUUUUUCUGUUUUUGCCAUAGAAUGAGUGGUGUGUAGUUGGAAAGCCAAGUCGAUGUUUUAUUUGGUAAAUGUUUGUUCAUGUGUGGUGUUUCUUUGCCUCUGUCUCCAAAAUUAAACCAUUUUCCCCUAAUA
Oncorhynchus mykiss (rainbow trout) is the source of this 8305-nucleotide messenger RNA. The record is from RefSeq and is a predicted model, not a curated record. NCBI's taxonomy places the organism in Eukaryota, Metazoa, Chordata, Actinopteri, Salmoniformes, Salmonidae.